Folsomia candida is the source of this 5055-nucleotide messenger RNA. RefSeq names its product glutamate receptor ionotropic, kainate 2. Gene Ontology annotation, molecular function: glutamate-gated receptor activity. The record is from RefSeq and is a predicted model, not a curated record. Gene Ontology annotation, cellular component: plasma membrane; postsynaptic membrane. The transcript is spliced from 20 exons. Gene Ontology annotation, biological process: monoatomic ion transport. Lineage: Eukaryota; Metazoa; Arthropoda; Collembola; Entomobryomorpha; Isotomidae. The coding region runs from base 942 to 3779 and encodes 945 amino acids.
CAGUCAGUCAACUCGCUCUCUGCCAGUAAAGCCGAGUUUCUCUGACUUUCUCUCUCCAACAACCCCUUUCAUCCUCUUGGCUCACUCCUUCUGCUGUCGAUUACCAUUUCAAAAUGGGUUUAAGUAGGGCAGAUGGUCCAACUGAGAUUCACUACAAGUUCUAUAUUUAGUCAGUGAGCUGGUAAUUAUUGUUAAUGUUACAUGACGUAUACGACCCUUGUGGUUGGAUUGUGAUUUACGGGAACCAAAACCAAAAUGGAACUUGGAUCCUCUUUUACCCUGUUUGUGGUGAACUUUGCAAUCAUAACUUUAAAAUGUAAACGCAAUUAGAGAGAUGCCCACACAGUUGAACAAUCUCAUCGUCUGACGGAGAAUGGGGUAUUGAACGAUUCGCAAAUGGGGUAUCAGUCGUGCCCCGAAAUUGUGUAAAGCUAACGAAGGGUUACGUAAUAAAAGUCAACUUUUUUAGUUGGAGUUUUUUUAAGCUAACCAGGUUAGUUCUAGUGGUUCUAGUUAGGAAUAAGUGACCGGUGAAUCGUGUUGCGAGACGGCAGAAAAGUAGGAACGUGUGAAGUUGAGUUACCGUUUUUAGAGCCGGCCCAGCCAAGGUUGGUGGGUUUGCGAGGGAGUGCGAAGAAUGGGGAAAGCAGAGUAAGUAUCACCCAGACCACGACUACAUCAUUUCAUCCCCAACUUACUCUCACUCACCUGUGUGGAGCGUAGUCUAGUUGGCUUCAGGCAUCCAACACGAGGAACUUAUGCCAAUGAAACUAUUGAGACAUUUGUGUAACAUUUUCCCAAAUUGCUUACGCUCAGAAGACAGGGUUUAUAUUUAUUAUUGUGGUUUUUGUUGUGAAUGUGUUACAAAUUUGCUAUCGUGGCGGUGAGUCAAUUGUUGAGAUGCUGGGUCUGAAAACUGUGCUUAAUAUGCUAAAAACAUAAUGAAAUCCGACUUUCUCCUGCUCCUCUGCUGGAUCUCGGGAACAGUGCUUUCUCUGCCACAAGUUGUUCGAAUUGGUGGAAUAUUUCCUGAAGAAUUGAAAUCAACCCCUGUUGAAGUCGCUUUCAAGUAUGCCGUCUACUCCGUGAAUCGAGAGAGGAAACUGUUGGCGAACAAUACAACGCUUGUCUACCGCACACUUUACUACUCGAACAAUGAUAUCUUCCAGGCCACGAAAAUAGGAUGUCAGUUGAUAAGUGGAGGGAUUUCGGCCCUGUUCGCAAGUGGUCUGGACGUGUCAUUGGAAUCACAUCUCAAGUCGCUUGCCUUCUCCCUCGACCUCCCCCUCUUCCUCCCAACGUCCUCAUUCUAUGACCAAGACCCCCCCGGAGGUGCUGGUCCAGGUGGCCCCGUCUCACAGCACGACUUCCAGUUUAACGGAUUCCCUGUCAAACUCGCACCUUCACGCCCCAUCCUCGCCAUGGCUCUCAGGGAUGCGGUCCUCUUUCUUAAUUGGACGCGAGUCGCGUUGCUCUACGACGAGUCGGAAGAUUUGAUGUCUGCAGGUCUCUCCCAGGUGGAAUUUCUUAUUAAAAAGUUGGAUACGACGCAAAAGGGAGGUCUCAGCUCGAAACGUUCAGAACUAUUUUCACAAGAAGUAACCCCGAAAAGUUAUCGAGACGUACUCAAUGAAAUAAAGCGGCGUAAAAUAUUUAGUAUAAUUGCUGAUAUCAGACACUUGCCUCUAUUUUUCCGUAUUGUACUACAACUACAGAUGAACGAUGCUAGAUAUCACUACCACUUUACUACUUUGGACCUGGAGAUGUAUGACUUGGAGGACUUUGCCUACAACAGUGUGAACAUCACUUCCUUCAGACUGAUUGAGCACUCGGACCAGAAUCUCAAAGCGAUUGAGGAUAUGCAGAGAUUUAAUGCGAAAAGCUAUUCAAAAGUUUUGCAGACUGACGCAGCCCUUAUGUACGAUGGUGUGCUAUCCUUCUGCCAUGGACUCAAGUCAUUUGAUGCCAGCCAUGAAAUCCGACCAGCUAAUGUGUCCUGUGAACGGGAACAAUCGUGGCCUGAUGGGCUGUCACUCCUCAACUAUAUUAACAGUGUCUCUUUUGACGGGUUGACAGGGAAGGCUCAACUCCGAGAAGGGAAUCGACACGACCCCACCCUCACAUUUCUUAAGUUGAAGAACCGCUCCCUCCAACCCGUUGGGGAGUGGUCACUCUCCAAACGACUCACAGUUCAUGACUUUGAUGCUUUCAGCAAUCGUGAUACUAUUAAUGUUACCCUUAGGGUUACUACUGUACUUGAAAAGCCAUACGUAAUGUUAAAACCGGACACAAAUUUGACUGGGAACGCCCGUUAUGAAGGAUUCUGUAUUGAUUUGCUCAAGGACGUUGCCCACUUGGUUGGAUUUCAGUAUACGAUAUCCAUCGUGAAAGAUGGCAAGUAUGGAGUUGAGGAUCCCGACUCGAAACAAUGGAACGGGAUUGUGAGAGAGUUGUUGGACGGGAAAUCAGACUUGGCAGUGGGGUCCAUGACCAUCAACUCAGCACGGGAAAAAGUCAUUGAUUUCACUAAACCCUUUAGAAACUUGGGUAUCUCCAUUUUGUUCAAGCUCCCAAAAAAACCACCCGCACGUCUCUUCAGCUUUCUCAAUCCGCUCUCGGCAGAAAUCUGGGCGUGGGUUGCAGGUGCCUACGUUCUCGUCUGUUUUUGCCUCUUUGUCGUCGCACGGUUCACGCCGAACGAGUGGUUGGCCCCACCACCGUGCGCGGGGGACGAAGGGAUUCUGGAAAACCAAUUUUCCUUCCCCAACUCUGUGUGGUUUAUCACCGGCACGUUCCUCCGACAAGGAUCGGGCCUUAACCCCAAGGCUACGUCGACGAGGUUGGUGGGAGGGAUCUGGUGGUUUUUUACGCUUAUUAUAGUGUCAUCCUAUACUGCCAAUCUCGCCGCUUUCCUCACCGUGGACAGGAAGAGCACACCGAUUGAGAGUGCAUCUGAUCUCGCUCACCAGACCGACAUUUCGUACGGGACUCUGGAUAGUGGAUCCACAAUGGAUUUCUUCCGGAACUCUACCAUCACGACUUACAAAACGAUGUGGACGUAUAUGGAGAGCCACUCAAAUGUCUUUGUUCAAACUUAUGAGCAGGGAAUAACGAGAGUUUUGCAGGGGAAUUAUGCCUUUUUAAUUGAGUCGCCCAUGCUGGACUAUGCCGUGCAGAGGGAUUGCAAUCUUACGCAGAUUGGGUCGACGCUGGACUCGAAGGGCUACGGAAUCGGCAUGCCGAAGGGGUCACCGUGGCGAGAUAAGUUAUCUCUCGCUAUCCUCGAACUCCAGGAGAAAGGCAUGAUCCAACUGAUGUACAAUAAGUGGUGGAAAAACACUGGGGACGUUUGCAACCGGGAUGACAAAAAGGACUCUAAAGCAUCUCCCCUGGGCAUUGAUAACAUCGGCGGUGUCUUUGUCGUUCUCUUUGCCGGCCUUAUUCUCGCCGUUGUCGUUGCAAUUUGCGAGUUUUGUUGUCAUGUGCGGAGAAAUGCAAAGUUGAAGAAGGCCCCCCUGUGUUCCGAAAUGAAGGGAGAACUCACCCUGGCGCUGCGCUGUUGUCACUCUUCUCGUGACGAGUCCGCGGCUGACGAAGCGAUGCACCACCAUUCGAAAACGUCCCCGUCAUCGACAUACGUUCCCGUGAUGCCGGAAUCGAUAGGGUCGGGUUCUCAACAUCUCGUAACUCAACACCAUCGCGAGCAGCAACAGCCGCAACAACAGCCACCAAUUCCAAUGUUCGAAAUGCGUAAAUCAUCCUUCGAAUUUGACUCGUAAUGUUAGGAACGAUUAAUUAGUUGAGAAGAAGUUAUUUAGAAUUAUAAAAACUUUGAGGGGGUGAUUAUAUUCCGUAUUAAAUAUUGUUGCACAAGAAUAUUACGUGCGUAAUAACGAUUAUUAGAAAUUUACCAACCAUCAUGAUGCAAGUCUGUCACCACAACUAACAAUAAGUGAGCAAGAGUUUGGACAUUUCCCUUUGAGCCGUCAAAACAGCCUUGUUCUAAAUCCCAACAGUUUAAUGAGGAAAUUACACAAUAGGUUUGGCUUAUUGUUGAUGAAGCACAAUUACUGCCUCUAUACACAUUAUUUGAUGUCCGAGAGUGGAGUCCUCCUUCUUUGUCCGGGAGUCGAAUGCAUGUAUUCUAAUCACAGACAACAACCAGCCAACCAAGCAUGAUUCGUUAGCAGGAUGGUGAUGAUGAAAUUAUAAAUUGAGUAAGCAACACCACCAUCCGCCCACCCACCAGUUCAGUUAUUCCUAUUAUUACUAAUGAAUGAAGAAACACUGUAAUAAUUAGUGAAGAUAUCCGUCAGCACUAAUAAAUCCCUAUUAUUAGUGGGCACAUUGCUCCAUGCAAUGCGACUGUUGGAGUUGGAGGAAGAAAACCAGAUGGAUUUUUAUUUUUCUGAAACACAUUAAAGAUAAGCAAUCUCGAAUCUUCCAUGGAGGUGAAAAUUAUAGGUUUGAAGAUUAAAGUACGUAUUUGGGUAUCCAAAAUUGUGGGAGGAGAAGCACACACGUCUCUCAUUUGCUGUGAGACUCGUCUUAUCAUGAGCAAUGUAUUCUAUAUUGAUGUUAAACUAAUGGUAAUUUAAUAUAUUAAGAUGUCUACUCUGGGAGACAAAUUUGUUAACAUUUAUAACCGAGUGGGAGAGAGAGAAAGGUGAUUUUUAAUGCUUACUAAUUACUAACAUUGAGAAAUGGCACGCAGGUCAACGAGGAUGGAGAUGAGAAGAGGAAAUGUAUACAUUGUACUUUGUGGUACUACAAGAAAUUAUAGUGGUGCUUUUCUACUCUCUGUAAUUAAGUUUAAACUAGAAUUAAAUAAUUAUCUAGUAGUUCGUCGUACUCGUACUAUUAAUUACACACCAAAAAUAUCAUCGGCUCGAUCUACUUCCACUUUACCCGAAGAAGAGGAGUGUAUUUAGUCCAUCCUUUUUCAAUCAGGGAGAAAAUAUUACUAGUACUGAUUACUAUUAUUAUUAUUAUUAUGUAAAAGUAUGUCAAAAUAUUGUAUAGCGAAUUUUAAAAAUAAAUGCUGGCACAUUGAAA